Vigna unguiculata (cowpea) is the source of this 1799-nucleotide messenger RNA. Its product is annotated as UPF0481 protein At3g47200-like. The record is from RefSeq and is a predicted model, not a curated record. Lineage: Eukaryota; Viridiplantae; Streptophyta; Magnoliopsida; Fabales; Fabaceae.
UAGCUGGUUCAUCUAGAGAUUGGCAUCAUACGAAAAUUAACGGGGAAAUAAGUAAUUGGGGAAGGAUUUGAUUACACAAGAACCCAAAUGAUGAAAACAGUGAGUAUUCACCAAUCUUGGCAAAACAACUAAGAUUUGUGUACUCAACGUCUUUUCUCUGAUCUUCAAACUGGUGCUGCUGUGGCGAACACUUCAACCUGCCACCACCGGUUGUGUUCCGGCGUGAAGGAGGUUUUAUCCUGCACUCAAACUAACUGCAAGUUUUAUUGUUACUCAUCCGCAAAGGUUUAACCAAAUGGAGGGAGGAUCGAGAGAUUUAGCCAUUGAAAUAGAACAUUUAGAGAGAGAAUGGACUAAGACGCUUCAAGAUGUGAAUCCUCCAGAGAUGGAUGAAAUCCAUAUGCAAAGCAUUUAUAGGGUACCACCAAAUAUUCGUGAUUAUAAUCCCAAAGCCUACACACCUCAAAUUGUUUCCGUUGGUCCUUAUCAUCACAACAGUUUUGAGGCAAUGGAAAAGCUUAAACUCAAAUAUCUCAAGGGACUUCUAAAUCGAACAGAAAUACCUAUAAGGGAAUUUCUUGCCAAAAUUAAAGAUUUGGAAGAAAAAAUUCGAGUUUGCUACGCAGACAGAAUUAUAUACCAGGGUCAUGAUUUCUUAAAUAUGAUUCUAGUUGAUGCUUGCUUUAUAAUUGAACUUUUUCUAAGAUGUCAUGACUAUAAUGGCUGGAAGGGAAAAGAUCCUUUGUUGCUAAAACCAUUGUUGGAAAUUAAUAUUUGCGUUGAUUUGGUAAUACUGGAAAAUCAACUUCCAUUCUUUGUUCUUGAACAACUUUACAACCUCACCGGAAUGGAUGAGAAAUUACUCGACAUUACUUUCGAAUAUUUUGAAAGAAUACCUUUAGGAAUCGUGUGUCCAAGAGAGAGUCCAAAACACUUCACUGACUUGUUAAGGUCUUGUAUAAUAUCAUCAUCAGAGCUUGGUCUUGGAAAACCCAAAGAAGGUAAAGAAGUUAGACAUGUAUACAGUGCAAGCCAACUAAUGGAGGCAGGUCUUAAGUUCAAGAUCAGUCCAAAUAAAAGCUUACUUGACUUGACCUAUUCUAAACAUGGAGUGUUGAGCAUGCCAAUCUUCAAUAUAGAUGACAGUACAGAAGUUUUGUUGAAGAAUAUGAUGGCAUAUGAGCAAUGCCACCCUUCUGCUACAGACAUCAUUACACAAUAUGUAGUGAUUCUUGAUUUUCUUAUCAACACUGAAAAAGAUGUCGACGUACUUAUUGACAAGAAAAUUAUUGUCAAUUUGAUGGGUGAUGCUAAUAAAGUGGUUACAAUGAUUAAUAAUCUGAACUCAAAUCUUCCUAUGACAUAUUUCAAUUCACACUAUUUCUCCAUCUGCAAUAGUUUGAAUGAAUUCUACGAAAAUCCUCGGAACAAGUACAAGGCUAUCUUCAUACAUGAGUACUUCAACACUCCUUGGAAAAUAGCAUCUACUAUUGCUGCAAUUGUGCUACUUCUGCUCACGUUUAUUCAGACCGUAUGUUCAAUCCUCUCACUAUUUCAGGGUAAUUAAUGAGAUACGGUCGUUAAAUCAGGAACAAGAACGUCAGUUCAGUUAAGGGAAGAAGACGUUGAUCAUUGUAUCUGAUUGUGUAAGUUGUAUUUGUAAGAGAAUCUUGUAAUAAGAUGAUUCACUUUAUCGUUGUUUUCUUUCCUCAAGAUAAAGAUUCAACUGCUUGUCUAAUUUUUCCACUCUGUGCUUAACUUUAACAACCUUUUAUUCACUAAGUACUUUAUUACGAGCU